UAGAUUUUUAAAAGACCCAAAAUUUUGGAACUUCUAAAGCUUUCGUUUGAAGAAGAAAAAAGCCAAAUAAGGCUCGGCCUUGCGUGGUGGGUGGUAACAAGUAGGUCUUGGUGGGUGGCGAACGUGACUGCUUUUAUUUGGCUGCCGAGAAAAUCCCGUUCUUUUUAUUUCUGGGUAUUUUUCUGUUUACUUGAGGAGAACUAGGGAGGGAAGAAGAUAACUUUUCGGUGUUUUAUUUUUUUUGAGUUGAAGAAAAGAUGCAGCAAAAUCAGUUGAAGAAGGACCUAAAAGAGAUGGAGUUUUUCGCUGAAUAUGGGGAUGCAAACAGGUAUAAGAUUCUUGAAGUUAUUGGAAAAGGAAGCUAUGGAGUUGUUUGUGCUGCGCGUGACACUCAUACCGGGGAGAAAGUAGCAAUAAAGAAAAUACAGGAUGUAUUUGAGCAUGCAUCUGAUGCUAUAAGGAUUUUGCGAGAAGUCAAGCUGCUAAGACUUCUUAGACAUCCUGAUAUAGUAGAAAUUAAGCGAAUAAUGUUGCCACCAUCGAAGAGGGAGUUCAAAGACAUAUUUGUUGUUUUUGAGCUCAUGGAGUCUGAUCUUCACCAAGUCAUAAAAGCUAAUGAUGAUUUAACACGUGAACAUCACCAAUUUUUCCUUUACCAAAUGUUACGUGCAAUGAAAUACAUGCAUACAGCUAAUGUGUACCACCGUGACCUUAAACCGAAGAAUAUAUUGGCAAAUGCAAAUUGCAAACUUAAAAUUUGUGACUUUGGGCUCGCGAGAGUUGCAUUCAAUGAUACCCCAACUACAGUUUUUUGGACAGACUACGUUGCCACACGAUGGUACAGGGCUCCAGAGUUGUGCGGAUCUUUUUCUUCUAAGUAUACACCUGCUAUUGAUACUUGGAGCAUCGGGUGCAUCUUUGCUGAGGUAUUGACAGGGAAGCCCCUAUUUCCUGGAAAAAGCGUAGUUCAUCAAUUAGAAUUGAUCACCGAUCUUUUGGGUACACCUUCAGCAGAAACCAUUUCUGGGGUUCGAAAUGACAAAGCAAGAAAAUAUUUAAUGGAAAUGCAUAAAAAGCAUCCUGUUCCGUUUUCAAAGAAGUUCCCUAAUGCAGACCCUUUAGCAGUGCGGCUAUUGCAGAGGCUGUUAGCAUUUGAUCCUAAGUACCGGCCAACUCCUGAGCAGGCUUUAGCUGAUCCCUAUUUCAAAGGCUUGGCUAAAAUCGAGAGGGAACCUUCUUGUCAGCCGAUCUCAAAGCUAGAGUUUGAGUUUGAGAGGCGAAGGUUGACAAAGGAGGACAUCAGGGAAUUGCUUUACAGGGAGAUACUAGAGUAUCAUCCGCAGCUGCUCAAAGACUAUAUAAAUGGAAACGGAGGACCUAAUUUUCUUUAUCCAAGUGCCAUUGGUCAAUUCAGAAAGCAGUUUGCGUAUCUUGAGGAAAACGGUGGUAGAAGUGCACCGGUUUUCCCUUUGGAGAGGAAGCAUGUGUCUCUCCCAAGGUCUACGGUUCAUUCAAAUACUAUCCUUCCAAAUACGCAGUCGACUUCGGUUUUGUGCCAAAGUCAACAAUAUGAGGCUUCCAAAAAAGAAACAGGGACCAUUGCUAGUAAUCCAAAGACCGCUCGGCCUCCUCCUAGGGUUCCAUCAGCAAAACCAGGGAGAAUUGUUGGAUCUGUCAUACCAUACGAGAAUGGAAAAAACACUAAAGAUGGUUUCGAUGCUAAGAUCCUUUGCCGGAAUGCAGUCCUUCCUCCACAGACCAUCUCCCCUCAUUGUUACUUCCGGACCACCACCACAAUCCAAGAGAAGUCCGUAAUACAAGCCGAUAGGAAUCCACAGGCCAAGCUGCAACCUCAGUAUACCAUGGUGGCAAAACCAGCACAAGGAAUGGUUUUCGAGGUUAACAACCAUCUCUAUUACCAACCACAAAUCAGGUCCGGCCAAUUAACUGACGGAAUGCCUAUCGACACGAAACUUCUACAGGCACAGAACCAGUUUGGUGCAGUUGGUGCUGCUGCGGUGGCUGUUACCUCCCACGGGAGUGUAGGGACAGUUCAAUAUGGAUUGUCUUAAAAACUGAUAUCUGCAGUUCUGCACCACAGAUUGAGGGUGUAGUUAGGGGGGUUAUAUUUGGGGAAAGGGGAUGAGCUUAUUGCCCCACUGGGGUUUGCUCUUUUUUCUUAUUAUGCCCUUUUGUAAUUAUAGGUUGUAUCAUUGGAUUCUACUAAAUCAAAUAAAUUGCUUCAAAUUAUUUGGUGAAUCA
Messenger RNA from Hibiscus syriacus, 2262 nucleotides. Its product is annotated as mitogen-activated protein kinase 19-like. Gene Ontology annotation, cellular component: cytoplasm; nucleus. Gene Ontology annotation, biological process: intracellular signal transduction; protein phosphorylation. Bases 258 to 2072 code for a protein of 604 amino acids. The transcript is spliced from 10 exons. The record is from RefSeq and is a predicted model, not a curated record. Gene Ontology annotation, molecular function: MAP kinase activity; ATP binding. NCBI's taxonomy places the organism in Eukaryota, Viridiplantae, Streptophyta, Magnoliopsida, Malvales, Malvaceae.